AAAAAUGGCUUCAGUUGGAGCUGAUAUCCUUGCAACAGCACCUGAUAUCUACCUACAGAAAGCAAGAACCUGGGAUGAAGGCAUUGAAUCAAAGUUCUCCAAAACCCCAUUAAAGGAUAUCUUCAAGGACAAAAAGGUAGUCAUCUUUGGGCUUCCAGGAGCUUUUACAGGUGUUUGCUCAAAAGCCCAUGUCCCCAGUUACAAGAAAAAUAUCGAUAAGUUCAAAGCUAAAGGUGUUGAUUCUGUGAUCUGUGUCUCAGUUAAUGAUCCUUAUGUGAUGAAUGGAUGGGCUGAGAAGCUUGGAGCUAAAGAAGUGAUAGAGUUUUAUGGAGAUUUUGAUGGGAGCUUUCAUAAGAGCUUAGGGUUGGAUAAGGAUCUUACAGAAGCAUUGCUUGGGCCUCGUUCGCAGAGGUGGUCGGCUUAUGUGGUUGAUGGGAAGUUUCAAGUGCUGAAUGUGGAGAAGGACCCUAAUGAGUUCGAAGUCUCUGGUGGAGACGUGAUUUUAGACCAUAUUUAAUCA
Messenger RNA from Telopea speciosissima, 520 nucleotides. Its product is annotated as peroxiredoxin-2F, mitochondrial-like. Bases 5 to 517 code for a protein of 170 amino acids. The record is from RefSeq and is a predicted model, not a curated record. Gene Ontology annotation, molecular function: thioredoxin peroxidase activity. The transcript is spliced from 2 exons. Gene Ontology annotation, biological process: cell redox homeostasis; cellular response to oxidative stress; hydrogen peroxide catabolic process. Gene Ontology annotation, cellular component: mitochondrion; cytoplasm. Lineage: Eukaryota; Viridiplantae; Streptophyta; Magnoliopsida; Proteales; Proteaceae.